Molecule: messenger RNA, 1320 nt
Organism: Vicia villosa (hairy vetch)
Lineage: Eukaryota; Viridiplantae; Streptophyta; Magnoliopsida; Fabales; Fabaceae
Exons: 5
Coding region: 1-1320 (439 amino acids)
Source: RefSeq, a predicted model, not a curated record
AUGGCUCCUUUCUCCAACAGAUGUUUUGGGCCGACUUGGUUUAAAGUUGUUUUCCUUGGGAACACUCCAACCCUUCGAGCUCAACUAAAUGCUAUUUGGGCUGCUUUUCUGACCCCAACACUUCUCUCUCAUCGUAUUGUGUCGACAGAUCUUUCAGGGCCUGAUCAUACCAAUCAAAUCGAAGCUCCUGCUCCUAAGCCAAGUCGAAAGCGCCCUAGUACGUCAAACAACACCACCACCAAGAAAAACAAAACUGUUAGAAAGUUGGUAGUUCCUACUGAAUCAGACGAAACUACGUCUCCACCGAAUCAAGAAAGUGAGAUUUUUUCACGACCCCCGCUUCCGACUCCACCAAAGAGACAGAAAGUUGUAAAGAACAUUCCCAAAGUGAAUUCACCAACUGUCGACCACACUCAGGAGAAAGUUGUCGAGGUUGCUGAAAAAAUUGCUGAAGCUACUCCUGACUCCAACCUUUUUAGCCCUCAAAGGACUGACGCUUUUGGAAGCAACAAUGAUUCGGCUAACACUCCAGGUCGAAGUCGAACAGAUCUCCAAGACAAACCCAUCAUCAAUCAAACACCUGCUACAAAAAAUGUUGAAGCUGUUGAUGUCCCUCGACCAGAACACAAUGCAAAGCUGCGACCAAAUUCUUUUGAGAUUCCUGCUCAAUUGACCAAUCCUGAUGCUAAGAUUGAUGCUUCUCUUGUCGAAGCUAUAUGCCAGCUAAAAGCCCAUCUGAACGAACCUGAGUUUCUCGCUGUUCUUGAGAGUUCUGAACAUCUUGGUGGAGAAAUUCGUAAGAUCCUAGACUUACUAAUUAAAGCUUCUCUUCCAGCAGUUGUUGUUCAAUUCUUCUUUGAUUUUGAGGCGUACUUUGACCAGCUCUGGAGGGACCUUAUGAUGAAGAAGAACAUCACUCGUCAAGCAAAGAACAAAGAGCGUGAAAUGGAGAGGGAAUGGGAUGCCAGUGCAGCUUCAACCAAAAAGGUUGAAGAAUUUCAGGAGAAAACCUUAAAGUUUUCUGAUAAGAAGGGAGAGAUCGACAACAAGAUUGUUGACUGCAAGGCUCAAAUUGAUGAUCUUAACCAGAAGAUUCAAGAUCUUGAACAAGAGAAAAUCAAUUUGGCUAAAACUGAAGAAAUCCCUUCGCCUGAAAUUAUUAACCAAGAAGUCUUGAAAGGACUUGGUCAUGGUGAAAAUGCCCUCAAGUUGGAAAGCAGCAUUCGACAACUUAGACAAAAUUUGUCUCGACUUGAUUCUAAGAUUGACUUUGAGUCGGCCAAGUUAGCCUAUUUUAGGAACAACUUUCCAACUUUGUAA